Asterias rubens (European starfish) is the source of this 2018-nucleotide messenger RNA. Its product is annotated as UPF0687 protein C20orf27 homolog. The transcript has 5 exons. Lineage: Eukaryota; Metazoa; Echinodermata; Asteroidea; Forcipulatida; Asteriidae. Bases 283 to 912 code for a protein of 209 amino acids. The record is from RefSeq and is a predicted model, not a curated record.
AUGUGGUGAGCUAGUUGAGAGUCGACUGCUGGAGGUUGAACUGAGUGAAAGCGGUAACUUUUGUACAGCUCUUUUGCUGGCUUUUUUGAACUCGGAAAGAUAGCUUCACUGCCUUUUAUUUGAGAAUAAUUUGUUUAAUUCAACGUAACUAGUGAACCUCGUCGAAGAACAACAACUUGCAUUUGGCUACCUACCUCCUGAGAGCUCGAUAGAAACUUUGUGUUUUUGGGGGUGAGCGCAAUAUUUGUGAUUUACUGAACACUGGACUACCACCAACCAACGAUGGCUGCAGCUGAGUGUUCAACAUUGGCUGCCCCUUCCCUGACAGCAGACCCUGUUGUAGACAUGGAGACGGAUACUACUCCCAGUGCUAAAGUCGUGGUGGAAGCUACAGUGGUUGAAGAAGACGAAGAUGAUAAACCAGUCCGGAUGACGAGACCUCGAGGCAGCUCUCGCGUCCACUUCCCAGAAGAUGUCCACGAUCCGGAGAUCCACGUAUCCCGAGAGAUCAACUCUACGAUUGACGUCAACCUGGGCUUCCUGCAGUCCAGCCACCGCUACAGGGCGAGCUUCAGCGUUGCGGACACGCUCAAGGGGGACAUUGAGAUACCGCUACCGGUGCAGACUACGGGAGUGGUUAACGCAGAGGCACAUCCAACGCAGAAUGGUGAAGGACAUGAUAUCAUCCUAACGCUUAUUCACCACAGGGAUGGGGUCCUGUCCGAAGAUUUGGAACUCGUCAGCCAGAGCGAACCUAGCAAAAAAGUCAAACUCGUCCUCCACUGCCGAUUGAUAAACCCAGGUAAGGACCAAGGCACACCUCAAGUCAAGGAAGGAAUCCAAACUCUAGGAAUCGAGUCUGACCCAGCAGCCGAGGAAUCAGAAGGCAGUGAUUGGACGCCGUUUGAGUGAUGACCCCUCCUCCCUCCGUGACCUCUAAUGCCUCUUUCAAGAACUUUUUUACAAUCAGGAAUAAAACAUCUCUUAAUUACUUUUUUGUUGGGUCAUGGCUAUUAGGUCCUAUUCCGGGAUGAAUAGAGGGCGACAAAGUAAUGAUCUUAUUAUUGUAUAUCAUGAGAACAGAAUGAAAUCACAAGUUGCAAUCCAGAGUGUUAUAGAUUUUAGUUACAUAGGCAACUAAGCCACGACCCAAACAAUUAAUUUCAACAUAUAUAAUAAAGUGCACACUAUCUAGUAGGAAAAAUGCAAACGAUAAAAGAUUUCUGAAGCGAACAAAUAUAUCCCCAUUUAUAGAUAACUACAAACACAGUUAGAGUUUACCCCAGGGCACAAUUUCACAGAGCUGCUUAAGCACAAAAAGUAAAAUCUGUGAUUGGUAUCCUGCUUAUUUUUGCUAAGCAGAAAAAUGCUAAGCAUGAUUCUCUGCUCAAGCAGCUCUAUGUGGAAUAGGUGGAAUGACAAUAAGCACCAAGCGGUUUUACUAAAUGGAUUUACCUGAUCAAGAACAGUCAAUACCCAUAUCGAGAGACGAUUGUUCCGAUCGGGGGUCAGAGUAUCCCAGUUGGUUAGUUUUGUUGGCACAAACCCUGUUCGAGGUAACUAUGCGGUUACAGUUACCCUUACCAAAUUUGUUUAUACUUGUAGUACUCAAAGCGGUCAUAAGUAUGGCAUUGUCUUGUAGCAUUCGAAAAACCAUAAGGGCUAUUUUGUUAAUGUACUCAUGGAGAGGGUUUUGCUUUUUGUGAUUUUGUAGUUGCUAUCAAUUCUUUUGAAUGUUUGCAGCAAGUAUUGAUGUUAGAUUUGGUUGAUAUUGUUAGAAAGCAACUUAUUGUUGUCAUAUUGAUGGUGGUCAGUCAGUCACACCUUGCGCUUUGUCAAUGGCAUGCACAGAUCUUGCACUUACUAGUCCCUUGGUGAUCUGGCCUACAUUUGAGUUUUCUUUAACCUUUAUUUAAUAAAUUUUGGUUCUAAAAAAGCAAUAUAGACAGGAUGAAACAAUUGAUUUUAGCCGUUGUGAAACACAUGUCAGGACUCAAGGUGUAAUUCCAUAACACAUC